This is a messenger RNA of Cordyceps fumosorosea ARSEF 2679, 1668 nucleotides long. Its product is annotated as Homeodomain-related protein. The record is from RefSeq and is a predicted model, not a curated record. Gene Ontology annotation, biological process: regulation of transcription by RNA polymerase II. Gene Ontology annotation, molecular function: DNA binding. The transcript has a single exon. The coding region runs from base 1 to 1668 and encodes 555 amino acids. Lineage: Eukaryota; Fungi; Ascomycota; Sordariomycetes; Hypocreales; Cordycipitaceae. Gene Ontology annotation, cellular component: RSC-type complex; nucleus.
AUGACUCCCUUUACUUCAAACAACUGGGCUAGCUGGCCGUACACCGUCAGCGAUCCCUUCGCCGCCGCCGCCGCCGCCUACUCUCAAGUCUCCAACACCAACUAUCCGACAUACAUGGCCGACUCCAUGGACCCCUACCAGGUUCACCACCAGCGCCUGCUUAACCAGCAAAUGCCUCGUACCACAGAGUCUAAGCCUCGUCUAUCCAAAGAAGAGGUUGAGAUUCUCGAGGCCGAGUUCCAAAAGAACCACAAGCCCAACAGCACAACCAAGAAGGCUCUGGCUGAGUCUAUGCGAGUAGACAACGCUCGCAUCAACGUAAGUUCCCUUCUAGUUUCUUACACACUCCCCAUCGUCUCCACGACCAUUUCCGCUAACACGCCAAAGAACUGGUUUCAAAACCGUCGUGCGAGGGAAAAAAAGGAGAAGAACAUCCGGGAAUACGAGGCCAAGCAGAAGCAAGAAAAGGACAAGGCCGUUGCUGAUGGUGUCAGCAUUGUUGGUCAUCGCAAGCGUGACCUGGUCGCCUCGAGUGCUCCUUUCCCGGGCUCCCAGCCCGCUUCUCACAUUCGCGACAGUUCCAGCUCGCCAGUCGCCACCCCCAACAGUACCAUCAUUGAUCUUAUCAAGUCGGAUGGUGCCCCCUCCACGGAGACUACACCCGAGCUCGUUAGCGAGGCCUCUACUUUUGACACGCGCAAGGAAUCCACCAGAAACAACACCGAGGACAAGUCGCCGGAAGAGAUCAACGACCAUCUCUCAAUUUCCGAUGCCAGCACCGAUGCCCUUUCCGUGAGCGACAAUGAGCUUUACAUGCCCAUGGCAAACCGUAGCCCCAGCCAGCUGCUUGGUCCCGAGUUUCAGAGCCUACAUGCUGGCGGUGCCAGGGUCAACCCAUUGUUCUCCUCGCCAAUGUUCCUUGGCACCCUUGAGACGGACGAGUCCAGAUUUGGUGGCCUAGUUGACCGCGAUAUCUCCAUCAGCCCAACCUGCCAACUUACCGCAGGCAUGCACCUCAAGUCUCCCCCUUGCAUCGACAUUGCCACUCGCCGCAACAGACGCCCGACCCCCUUGGCAAUCAAUGCCGCCCGCACUGGCACCUCAGGCUGCGGGCUUCCUAAAUCCGCCAUCGACUUUGGCAAGAUGGCUGAGACGACCAGUUUCAUGCGUAGAACGUCGUCGGCCUCGAGUUCUGGACGUGUCUCCAAGCCCGCAUGCACGCCUCGCAACAUGUUGAGCAUGCAUCGCUCGCCGUCAUCAACUACUGGCGCCAGCUCCAUGGCUCCCCCGACCCCCGACACACCUAUUGUGAACAACGCUCAGGGCUUGAACGACCUGACACUUGCUGGCCCUUUCUCACUCGACACGAAGCUAGCUGGCUUCAUCGCCCAUGACCCCACACUAUCGACACCUCCUACCACUCCUGGCAUGGUCGACAAUAUGUUCAGCAUGAACUCGGUAUAUGGCAUGGGUGUUUCGGAAGACUAUCUCGUCAACACAGGUCUGUCUGGUCUUCCUGCAUCCUAUGACCUCGCUGCCGUUUCCGUGCCCGGGUACGUCAAUGAUGUCAGCACCCCAGUCCUGCAGGUCCAUGGGGCAUACAGCCAGCAAAGUGGUCACCCCUUCCAUUUGGGUCUCUACAGCAAUGCCGACUGGUCUGAGGCCUAG